GGGCAUCCAUAAUCCUGUAGGCAGAAACAUUCACAAACUGUUGAGUUUUCUCAAUGGCAAUGGAUACAGAGAAGAAAAUACGGCUUAAGAGAGAACUUGGAUAUUUCUGGGGGACAAAUUUUUUAAUCAUUAAUAUAAUUGGGGCAGGAAUUUUUGUGUCCCCCAAAGGAGUACUGCAGUACUCUUGCAUGAAUGUGGGAAUCUCCUUGUGUAUCUGGGCUGCAUGUGCGGUGCUGUCCUUGAGCAGUGCUCUCUGCUUCGCAGAGAUCGGGAUAACCUUCCCAUACACCGCGGCUCACUAUUAUUUUCUCAGGAGAUGCUUUGGCCCUGUGAUGGCAUUCCUAAGACUUUGGACCGCCUUGUUUCUGGGCCCAGGAGUACUUGCUAGCCAAGCUCUGCUACUUGCGGAGUAUGGCAUUCAGCCUUUCUAUCCCAGUUGCUCUGCCCCGAAUCUACCCAAAAAAUGUCUGGCCUUGGCGGUGCUGUGGAUUGUGGGGAUUUUGAAUUCUCGUGGUGUGAAGGAGCUGUCAUGGCUUCAGACAGUGAGCACAGUGCUGAAGCUAGGCAUACUCGGCUUCAUUUCCUUUAGUGGGGUGUUCAUACUGGUGAGAGGGAAGAAGGAGAAUGUGCGAAGACUUCAGAAUGCUUUUGACCAGGAGGUUCCAAAUGUCUCUCAGCUCACAGAAGCUAUCUUCCAAGGAUACUUUGCAUUUUCUGGUGGGGAUUGCUUUACAUAUAUAACAGGGGAGAUGAAGAAACCCAGCAAAACAAUUCCUAGAGCCGUAUUUACAGCGCUGCCUCUGGUAACUAUGGUGUAUUUACUGGCUAAUAUUUCCUACCUGACAGUUCUGACACCCAGGGAAAUUCUGUCUUCAGAUGCUGUGGCUCUUACCUGGACUGACAGGGUCAUCCCCCAGUUCACAUGGACUGUUCCUUUUGCUAUCUCUGCAUCGUUGUUUAGCAACCUUGUGAUUAAUGUAUUGGAGACAGCAAGAAUAACAUAUAUUGCAAGCCACCAAGGCCAGCUGCCACUGGUACUUGGUACCCUUAAUGUUCACUCCUCUCCCUUCCUAGCUGUGCUUCUAGAUGUCUGUGUGGGAUCCGUUGCAAUUAUCUUAACAAAUCUAAUUGACCUGAUAAACUAUCUCUAUUUUGUUGUUUCUCUUUGGACUUUCUUAACAAUUUUAGGAAUCCUGAAACUGAGGUACCAGGACCCGAAUCUACACAGACCAUAUAAGGUGUUGUUACCAUUUAUAUUGAUAGCCCUGGCCAUCACCCUGUGCUUGGUUUUGAUUCCCCUUGUCAAGUCUCCAAAGAUGCAUUACAUCUAUGUGUUCCUCUUCGUCCUCAGUGGACUGCUGUUGUAUGUGCCAUUUAUACACUUUAAAGUGAAGCUGGUUUGGUUUCAAAAGUUGACUUGCUUUCUGCAGCUGCUGUUUAAUAUUUGCAUCCCCGAUGCAUCUGAUGAUCCCAUAUGGGAAGUAGAAAAUUGAAAAAGAAUAGCCUUUUAUAACUGCAGCAUGUUCCACAGAAAGGUUAAGUGGAGGCUAGGAGAG
Messenger RNA from Acomys russatus (golden spiny mouse), 1556 nucleotides. Its product is annotated as solute carrier family 7 member 13-like. Gene Ontology annotation, molecular function: L-amino acid transmembrane transporter activity. The transcript has 4 exons. Gene Ontology annotation, cellular component: membrane. The coding region runs from base 54 to 1493 and encodes 479 amino acids. The record is from RefSeq and is a predicted model, not a curated record. Gene Ontology annotation, biological process: amino acid transmembrane transport. Lineage: Eukaryota; Metazoa; Chordata; Mammalia; Rodentia; Muridae.